Molecule: messenger RNA, 3068 nt
Organism: Marchantia polymorpha subsp. ruderalis
Lineage: Eukaryota; Viridiplantae; Streptophyta; Marchantiopsida; Marchantiales; Marchantiaceae
Source: the annotation of a GenBank genome assembly
CUGAGUGCAUGGCGUCGCACAAAUGUACAGCACCGGACAGGACUACGGCGAUGUCCAGUCCCUCGUUCUCUGUCGUAGAGAUACGAAGAGCAGGACUCGAUCGGACCGCUCUUCUUUCGGUAAUACGAUCAGAUUACGUGGGAAGUGUCGAAGCAGAAGAAGAAGAAACGACGGACGGGAAGGGAAGGGAAGGGAGCGGCGGGGCGAGUCGCGAGUGAGAGAUAGAGAGAGAGAGAGAGGGGGGCGGCGAUGGUUUUACUCCCGUGGCGUGGAACUUGUCUGCGCGGCGGUUGACACACUCAAAGCGUGCGGAGAAUAGACGAAAGCGGUGGAGCGAGUGUAAUUAGACCCGGAAAAUAGCCGAGUUCAAUUCGGCUAGACCCGCAUUUGCCGCAGCUGCUCGGAAACUGUGUGACUCGGGUUGAGAAGGAGGAGGAGGAGGAGGAGGGCGAUGGUUGCAUUUGCAUUUGCUCGGACAGGAGCGACAAUGCAUUGUACACUGCCUUCCUAAUGGCCUUGUUGAGCACUGUUGCUGGAUUCCUGCUGGAGUCUGUUGUUGUGGAGGGAGGAAUUACACCAGCAAUUCUGUCGUACAUCCGUGCCGAGCAGCCGUUUCUGGAUGGUCGUAUGCAUCAUACGGAGUCGUCCUUGUUUUCCUCCCCGUUAUUUGAGAGCGAGUGAACGCAGGAUGGUCGUGUUUUGUGACACCGAAUGAAGUGAUCGGACGCGAGAGUGGAGGAGGAGCUUGAGUUUAUUGCUUUGGAGAACAGAUAAUUCUGUGCGCGUUCUCUUCUCGCUCGGCGAUUGGAUAGGUAGAUGGAUAGUGCGACCGCUGGAUUCUAUCGACGCAAGUUGUGAAUUCGCGACACUGAGUUCGAGACGGGGACUAUCCCGGACAGCAUUCGAGUCAAUCCAAGCCUUUCCUCCUCUUAUCAUCUGCUGUCGGACUUUGAUCUUCAAGUCCACUGAGGAGGGAGUCCUUCGCAUAUAUCUAGAACAUCCAGAGAUGGAACCUCCGGAUCGAGAUGUGGACGCGCCGCUGCUGGAUUUCCAAUACAAAGAUGAUGUCGGAUUGGACGAAUUACCUACAGGGUCGGAGAUGGUUCAGGAGGCGAAACACCAACUUCAAAUUGGGGUGCCCAUUGUUUUUAUGGGUUGGUUGGAUUUUACCGUCAACAUUAUAGGCGUCGCCUUUGUUGGUCACUUGGGUUCACUCCACCUGGCCGGAGCUGCCAUGGCGGCCAGCUUUGCAAAUGUGUUUGGGUUUGCCAUUCUAGAGGGUCUGGCACAAGGAUUGGAGACUACUGGUGGUCAAGCCGUCGGUAGUGGGCAACCUCUUUUGCUCGGCAUGCUCCUGCAGAGAGGGCAAGUUGUGUUGGUGAUGUUUUGUUUACCAAUCGGCUUAUUGUGGCUACAUGCUACUUGGGUUCUCGAACGGUGGGGUCAGGAUCCUGAGAUUGCAGAACUUGCGGGACAGUAUGUGAUUUAUCUGCUUCCUGGUCUUUUUGCUACUGCUUUCUUCUUGCCGGUGGCCAAGUUUCUCCAAGUGCAGGGUGUUACAAGACCUCUGGCAUGGGUGUCUUGCUUGGUUCUGUUACUUCACGGUCCUAUGUGCUACUUGUACGUCUACAUACUGAACAUGGGAUUUAUUGGAGCGGCCCUUGCAACUAGCACGUCCAACACAACUACCCUAAUCAUUUUGGUGCUUUUCCUGAAAUUCGAACGUUCCGGAAUUCUCAGUCGAACCUGGCCUGGAUUUUCCUUGGCAGCUUUCAGGAACUUGGGACCGUUUUUGGCUCUAGCACUGCCUGCAUGUGCCAUGACCUCGUUUGAAUGGUGGGUUUGGGAAAUCAUUCAACUUAUGGCAGGAUGGCUACCACAUCCUGAAGUUUCUGUAUCGUCCAUAACUAUCAGUUUCCAAACUAUCGGGAUAUGCUUCAUGGUUCCUUUUGGUCUCGCCACAGCAACCAGUGUACGAGUUGCCAAUGAACUUGGGGCACAGAGGCCCGGGAGAGCAAGAUGGGCUGUCAUAGUCGCAUUGAUUAUGACGUCACUACUCGGUGGUGGCCUUGCUUUAUUUUUGCUGAUAGUACGAAAAUAUUGGGCGCUCCUAUUUGUCUCUGCAUCUGAAGAAGAUGUCCUGAGAACAGUUAUCGAUACAACUCCAGUCGUGGUAGUCGCGAGCAUUGGAAUUGCAUGGAAUGCCUGCUUCUCUGGUGUACUAAGAGGAUCCGGGCAGCAGUUGGCUGGAUCUUUGAUCAAUGUUGUUUCUCUCUACGGAGUUUCGCUUCCAGUUGCAUAUCUCUUCGGUGUCAAAUGGGAUGGUGGUGUGCCGGGACUCCUGUGGGGAAUGAUGGUGGGAUUUCUGUUACAAUUGAUUGGCCAGUCCGUUCUUACUUACGGAACCAAUUGGGGAUACCAGGCGAAGAGAGCACUCAAUACGGUGCGGAGUAACGACGACCAGACACAAACGAAAUCAAUUAUUUAUUGAAAACCUGUAGGUGUACAUCAGCUGUAGGCGGAGUGGAUUACGAUCUCUGGUGAAUGUCCAGCAUUGCAAUACCCAAAAGCGAGCGACGAUGUUUGAGAGACCACGCAGGACCUGUGCCAUGGUAUGGACGUGGUUUGUAACCUUCUGCGAGCUCAUGAGUACGCCACACGUAGCGACUGCUAACUAUCCGUCGUUCGUUAAUAUUUAUUACGGACAGUUCAUGUCGUCUCUAUGUAGAAGCUCAACAUGGGGAAAUUAUUUUUUCCGAUAUGGUAGAUAGGCGUAAAAAAAUGUACACUAUUUUAAUUGACUCCCAUGGCUUAAAAGGUUAGAAUCUCCCUUCGCACUGCCAAAAGCGACAGUAAAGGGAAGGAGGAAAAUAACAGGGGAUGAAGAGGGAGAGGAAGAGCGAGGACUAUUGAAGAGUGAAGAACUUUUUUCUCAUAAUAGAACAAUUUUCCAUGAAUCAUGCCCGUAUGGAGUCUCUUUGGUGUUUGAUCAGAGACCUUCCACUACCUUGGCAGUUUGUAUCGUUUGUCGGCUGAUUGAACAAAGAUACUUAUUUAUGUAGCGUGCC